Babjeviella inositovora NRRL Y-12698 is the source of this 1239-nucleotide messenger RNA. Its product is annotated as TauD/TfdA dioxygenase family protein. Gene Ontology annotation, molecular function: 2-oxoglutarate-dependent dioxygenase activity. Bases 1 to 1239 code for a protein of 412 amino acids. The transcript has a single exon. The record is from RefSeq and is a predicted model, not a curated record. Lineage: Eukaryota; Fungi; Ascomycota; Pichiomycetes; Serinales. Gene Ontology annotation, cellular component: cytoplasm.
AUGUCUCCCCCAACUGCAACUGCUGCAGAGGAUAUUACCCUCUCAUUAAAGACAACAAACCUCAAUGACGUCUCUGACCAAGGCAAGGAAAUCCUCGUCGACUUGACGAAGGGAAAGCCAGUAGGUGGCUAUGCUCCCUUCGCCCAUCUCCUUCCAGCUCCAACCCUCGCUCGUUACAAGAAGUACGGUAUCGACACCAGUAAGGGUUACCCAGAGGCCCCACCUCAGGCCGGAAUUCCAACCUUUGUGGACGAAGCUUAUGCGGUCAGAAACAAAGACUUUCCGUACAUCGAACGUGGGAAGAACGCUGACCCCGAGAAGAAGUCGUUGUUUGGAGCAGCCACCGAAGUUCGUCACUUGACCAAACAUAUCGGGACCGAGAUUGUGGGGUUGCAGUUACAGGCUUUGACGGACCAACAGAGAGACGAAUUGGCCCUUUUGAUCGCCGAAAGAGUGGUGGUCUUCUUCCGCGAUCAGGACUUGUCUCCUCAAAAGCAAUUGGAGUUGGGCGAGUACUACGGCCAGGUGGAGAAGCAUCCACAGGCUGUGCACGUCCCUGGAUUAGAGGGAAUUACUAUCAUCUGGCCUGAGUAUUUACACCAGGUCGGCGUGAAGAAUACCUUCAAACAGGUUAAAUACACAGCCAGAUGGCAUACAGAUUUGGUUCACGAACACCAGCCGGCGGGAAUUACCCAUCUCCAUAACGAUACCAUUCCAGAGGUUGGCGGUGACACGGUUUGGUCUUCUGGCUACGCGGCGUACGAUAAGUUGUCCCCAGCGUUGCAGGAAUUUUUGGACGGUAAGACUGCUAUCUACAUUUCGGCCCAUACAUACUUUGACAGGAACGAUCCGUUGAACGGGAAGAAGCACGUUGAGAGAGAACACCCGAUCAUCAGAACACACCCAGCCACUGGAUGGAAGUCGCUUUAUGUUAACCGUUCUAUGACCGACAGAAUUGUUGGGUUGGAGCCAGGCGAGUCGGCCGUAAUUUUGGAGUACUUGUUUGGAGUGUUUGAAAAGAAUUUGGACAUCCAGGUGCGUUUCAACUGGAAGCCAACCAAGCCAGGUUUGGGGACUUCUGCCUUGUGGGACAACCGAAUCUCCCAGCAUAAUGCCGUUUGGGACUAUGAAAACACCGAGCCACGCCAUGGGACCAGGGUUACGUCUUUGGCAGAACUUCCGUACUUUGACCCGGAGUCCAAGUCGCAACGUCAAAGCUUGGGGUUAUCUCUUGAUUAA